Platichthys flesus (European flounder) is the source of this 3436-nucleotide messenger RNA. RefSeq names its product RasGEF domain family, member 1Ba (gene rasgef1ba). Bases 271 to 1692 code for a protein of 473 amino acids. The record is from RefSeq and is a predicted model, not a curated record. The transcript has 14 exons. NCBI's taxonomy places the organism in Eukaryota, Metazoa, Chordata, Actinopteri, Pleuronectiformes, Pleuronectidae. Gene Ontology annotation, cellular component: plasma membrane. Gene Ontology annotation, molecular function: guanyl-nucleotide exchange factor activity. Gene Ontology annotation, biological process: positive regulation of GTPase activity; Ras protein signal transduction.
CAGCAGCUUGUCUCCUCCAUCCUCCAUCCGUUCGUGCGUCUCUCCGCUGCGGCUCAACCCGGAAUACACGUUCCUCUCUGCGGCUCUUCCACCUGGACGAUGCCGCACUGACCUUCCAGAGGAGCAGGGAGCACUCACCGUGGUUUCACCCCCCUCGGGUUCGAUUCCCAUGUAAAAGAAGCAGAAAGUCUCUGUUGUUGGAUCGAGUCCCUCAGUGGUUCUGGAAAAAAGACUGAAUCUGCAUCUGGAUCCGUGCUCGUCGAGGACAACAUGCCUCAGACUCCACCGUUCACAGGGCAGCUGAACACAGGCAGCUACAACAAGAACCUGUACCAGGCCAAGGAGGAAGGCUGCCCCGGCCUCUACUAUCAUGACAACAACCUGGUGUCCGGGUCCCUGGAGGCCCUCAUCCGCCACCUGGUCCCAACUGGGGACUACUAUCCAGAUAGGACGUACAUCUUCACCUUCCUGCUCAGCUCUCGCCUCUUCCUCCGCCCGUACGAGCUCAUGUCCAGGGUGUGUCACCUGUGUAUGGAGCAGCAGCGACCCGGCGACCCCCAGGCUGACAAGAUGAGAGUGAGGAAGAACGCUCCCAAGAUCCUCCAGCUCCUGACCGAGUGGACGGAGACCUUCCCGUAUGAUUUCAGGGACGAGAGGAUGAUGCGCAGCCUGAAGGAGCUGACCCACCGACUGGCCAACGGAGAGGAGGUGUACAGGAAGGCGGUCGGGCAGAUGAGCCAGGGCCUGAUCAGGAGGUUGACGGUGCUCAGCCAGUACGAGGAGGCGCUGGUGAAGAUCAACGCCACGGCGGCCGAGCGACUCGCGGCUCUGAAGGCGAAGCCGCAGGCGUCCAUCCAGAGAGACAUGCUGAGCAUCUGCAACGACCCCUUCACCGUGGCCCAGCAGCUCACGCACAUAGAACUGGAGAGACUGAGCUACAUCGGACCGGAAGAGUUCGUCCAGGCCUUCGUCCAGAAAGACCCUCUCGACAAUGAUAAGAGCUGCUUCAGCGAUCACAAGAAGGCCAGCAACCUGGAGGCGUACGUGGAGUGGUUCAACAGACUCAGCUACCUGGUAGCCACAGAGAUCUGCAUGCCCGUGAAGAAGAAGCACCGAGCUCGAGUCAUCGAGUUCUUCAUCGACGUGGCGCGGGAAUGUUUCAACAUCGGCAACUUCAACUCCCUCAUGGCGAUCAUCUCUGGGAUGAACAUGAGUCCUGUGUCUCGGCUGAAGAAAACCUGGAGCAAAGUCAAGACGGCAAAGUUCGACAUCUUAGAGCAUCAGAUGGAUCCUUCCAGCAAUUUCUACAACUACAGAACGUCUCUGAGAGGAGCCACGCAGAGAUCCAUCACCGCCAACAGCAGCCGGGAGAAGAUCGUCAUCCCUUUCUUCAGCCUGCUCAUUAAAGACAUCUACUUCCUGAACGAGGGCUGUGCCAACAGGCUGCAGAACGGACGCAUCAACUUUGAGAAAUUCUGGGAACUCGCCAAACAAGUGAGUGAGUUCAUGGCCUGGAAGAAAGUGGAGUGUCCGUUUGAGAAGGAUCGUAAGAUCCUGCAGUACCUGCUGACGGCGCCGGUGCUGCCUGAGGACGCUUUGUAUCUGGCAUCAUACGAGAGUGAAGGUCCUGAGAACCACAUGGAGAAGGACAGAUGGAAGUCUCUGAGAUCCACUCUGCUAAGCAGGGUCUAAACCUCCGAGCUAAAGAAACCCAGUUGGAAGACAAACCCCCGACAAGGAAGCCGCCGCCCACUCGGCGCCGCUCUUGUCCAAACCAAGUAUUCCCGUAUCGGAAGGGAAAUGACAAUCUCUACUCUGGCUGGCGAGGACGUUUUGUGUUCCCUCCGGCUUCAGAUUUCUACCAAGCUCUGCUUUUCCUUACGCUCCUGCUCGUUUUUCAUCUUUGUAUGACUUUGUAGAGUCUUUUAAAAAAAAACAACAACAAGAGAGACGCCACAGACUGUCAGAAUAAAAGCAUGAGCAGGUGCUUGUUCUCGUCCGGAACAUUGGACGCCGACAAACGAGCGUCAACGGACUCGUUUCUCUGCCACUUGUUUUUCCACUGAAACUACAACGUUAGCUGCUGGUUGGCUAACGCUCUCUGGUUCCACAAGCCAGCACCCUGAACGGGGAUCGAACCUGAACACACAAGUUCCUCACGAAGCCACGGUCUCUCGCUCCGUCUCUUUUCCUUUUGUACGAGCUUCUUUCCCGCUUCGUGUUCUUGAAGGUUUUUGUUAAAUGUGAUGUUGUACGAGGAAAAUGCACUGGCUGCGUUUUUAAAAGAUAGAAAUGAGUUGUUCUGUGUGUGUGUUGUAUAAAACUGUGUGAGUCUUGAGCAUUUAUUGUGUCUUUGACCCAUUUCAGCCUCAGUACGUUCCAGACAAAGUGUUUCUCUGACGGGGGGGCAGUAUCUUCAGCACUAGCUUGUAUUUACAGGUCUAUGUAUCUAAAUUAGAUGCAUAUGGACAAACUGCUCAUAUUAAACAUCUUGAGAUAGAUAUUUCUUCACCAAAUUACAGCUGUUAUAGAUUUAAAGUCUCUACUUUUAGGAUUUAAAUCAUGAUCUUGCUCUGUUCAAGGAAGUUAUUAGAAUAUUCCUGGAUCCGCCUUUUUAUCCAAAUCUGUGCCAAUUGUCCCGAAUCCUCACCCGACCGUUCCACCAAGUUAAAAGAGAAUCAUCUAAGUAGUUUUUGCGUUAACGUCAAACCUUGAUGGAACCUUCACAUCGUGUGCAGAGGAAGCCCGGGGAUCGAACUCUCCUUGUUUGAAACGUACUGACGUCUUCGUCAGUGAACGUAAAUGAAACGUAGUCUUGUGCGUUUUCCUGCUGAUCCUGAUCGAGUGGGUGUUAAAUGUCCCUCAGCUGCUGAGGACAUGAGUCAAGGGCCCCGUGUCCCUGCUCUACCUGCCUAACGUGGUCAAUGAGUGUGGUUGUGCUGCCCCCUGGUGGUUCAGUCAGAACAGUGAAUGGAUUUGUGUGGUUGAAUAAUGUGAACUGAGGAUUUCGUCUUUGUUUUUAUUUCCCAUGAGUCUAGUUUCCUCCCUGUUUUAUUUAUAACGCUGUGUAGUCACAUUAUGUCCUCGUGCCAAUACUAUCGUCUUAUUUAAUUUUGUACUAGGUACAUAACCAGCUGAAGUAGUCUUCAGAUAUUGGCUUAAUUAUUAUUAUUGUUAUUAUUAUUUGUAUUUUCUACACGUUCGUAUGAGAUUUAUUUUUGGAGGCAGCAGCUCAGAGUAUGAAGUUGAAUGUGUUUGACUGACAUGAGCUUCGCCUUGACUCCUCCCACAGAGUGCUGUUGUGUUUGUGUACAUAAUGUUCUACUUCCCCCCCGAUGGGUUCAUCCAUUUGUAUUUGGACAGUUUGAAUUGAAUAGAGGAACCGUUUAUAAAUGAAUUAGUUGUGUUGAAAAAAGAGAGUUAAUAAAAUAAUGUU